This is a messenger RNA of Phytophthora sojae, 492 nucleotides long. RefSeq lists its product as hypothetical. The record is from RefSeq and is a predicted model, not a curated record. The coding region runs from base 1 to 492 and encodes 163 amino acids. The transcript has a single exon. NCBI's taxonomy places the organism in Eukaryota, Oomycota, Peronosporomycetes, Peronosporales, Peronosporaceae.
AUGUACGCACGCGUUCGAGAAGUCAUUCCAGCAGAUAUGGCGCGAGUUGACGAAGAAGGGCUGGACCUAAAAGAGAUCAACGGGACUCAGCAACGACCAACGGUACCUGCCACCCGGUGGGAACGUCAAAGGAAAACAAGGCGUCGACUACUUUGUUGGUACGUUUAUUUUAGUGUGUUGAGGUUGCUUACGGCUACUAAACUCCAAUUUACUGGCCAGGUGAAACUAGUUUGCUGCGAUACUACUGCCGCGACGGCUACAGCUACUGCUGCGACGGACCGGACGGCACGGACAGGCACGGCGACUGCUGCGACGGCCACGGCGACUCCUAUGACGACGGACCUGCCACUUGCUCAGGCAGCGGCUAAGCGUCCUGCAGCUACGAAGCCUAUACAAGCGACGAAGGCGACUCCUGAGACUUUCCGGCCGUCUUCACCGAGGACUGCCGUUGCUCCGGCCAAGGUGGCAAGAGCUCCAAGAGCUGCUAGCUAG